GUAUCUGUGAUUGUCUCGUGAGCAUAUAUAUGACAAUAACCAAACUUAUUCUUUAAGAAAUGAAAAGAUCCCAAUUCAUAAUUUUAGAUUUUCUUUCUUUUUUUUCUUUAAAAAUAAUCUUAGACCUUUUAACAAAGUCGUAUCUAAUUUUUUCCCGACAAUUAGAGAUUAGUCACCGCUAAAUAAUAAUGCCGGAGUUUGGACAUUUAUUUAUUUAUUAUAACAUGGUAAACAAAAAAGUUAAGAAUUUGUAGAAUUGGGUCCUAUCUCUAGAAAACAAUUCUUUCCCUUUCUAUAUAUACCCCACCUCCACUCACAUACGCUGCCUACUUAAACGUCUCUUCUAUCACCGCCUCUUACCAUUACCGCUACCACCUAUCCCUAUCUUGAUCUCUCUUCUAACUUCUUUAACAAGGAUUUUGAUAAAAGGGUUUGUAGAAAAAAAAAGAAAAAGUGAUGUCUUCUGUUGAAGAGAAAAGCAAGGAAGGAAAAAAGCUACAAAAAAGCUACUUUGAUGUGGUUGGUUUAUGUUGUUCUUCAGAGGUUCCUCUGAUUGAAAACAUCCUUAAACCUCUCCAAGGAAUCAAAGAGGUUUCUGUCAUCGUACCUUCAAGAACUGUCAUCGUUGUUCAUGACUCAAAUCUCAUUUCUCAACUCCAAAUUGUUAAGGCAUUGAAUCAAGCAAGACUAGAGGCAAAUAUUAGAGUAUAUGGAAAUGAAAAACACAAAAAGAAAUGGCCAAGUAUUUAUUCAGUUACUUCUGGAUUGUUACUUGCACUUUCAUUUCUUAAAUUUGUGUAUCCACCUUUCAAAUAUCUUGCUCUUGGUGCUGUUGCUGCCGGUGCACUUCCGAUCAUCUUGAAAGCUUUUGUGUCCAUAAGGAACCUUAGAUUUGACAUUAACAUUCUUGUCAUCAUAGCAGUUAUUGGCACAAUCUCUAUGGAAGAUUAUUUGGAAGCAGGCACCAUUGUUUUCCUCUUCUCAAUUGCAGAAUGGCUAGAGUCAAGGGCUAGCCACAAGGCAAAUGCAGUGAUGUCGUCGUUGAUGAGCAUUGCUCCACAAAAAGCAGUGAUAGCUGAAACAGGAGAGCUUGUAGAUGUUGAUGAGGUGAAAGUAAACACAGUUUUAGCAGUUAAAGCAGGAGAGGUUAUACCUAUUGAUGGAGUUGUUUUAGAUGGUAACUGUGAAGUUGAUGAGAAAACAUUGACUGGAGAAUCAUUCCCUGUAGCUAAACAAAAAGAUUCUACUGUAUGGGCUGGCACAAUCAAUUUAAAUGGUUAUAUUAGUGUGAAGACUACUGCAUUAGCUGAAGAUUGUGUGGUGGCUAAAAUGGCAAAGUUAGUGGAAGAAGCUCAAAACAGCAAAACUAGCACUCAGAGAUUGAUAGACAAGUUUGCCAAGUUUUAUACUCCAGCUGUUGUAGUGAUAUCAAGUCUUGUAGCAGUGGUUCCAAUUGUGUUAAAAGUACAUAAUGAAAAAUAUUGGCUUCACUUUGCACUAGUUGUUUUAGUAAGUGCAUGUCCAUGUGCACUUGUACUUUCAACACCAGUUGCAACUUUUUGUGCUUAUACCAAAGCUGCUACAUCUGGUCUUCUCAUCAAAGGGGGUGAUUCUCUUGAAACAUUGGCCAAAAUUAAAAUCAUGGCUUUUGACAAAACUGGUACCAUAACAAAGGGUGAAUUUGUGGUCACAAAUUUUCAAUCUCUUUCAGAUGACAUUGAUUUGAACACAUUAAUUUACUGGGUGUCAAGCAUUGAGAGCAAGUCAAGCCAUCCAUUGGCAGAAGCAGUUGUUGACCAUGGAAGGUCUCUCUCUAUUGAACCAAAUCCAGAAAAGGUGACGGAAUUUGAAAAUUUUCCCGGAGAAGGAAUCUGUGGAAAAAUUGAUGACAGAGUUCUCUACAUUGGAAACAAAAAAAUCGCCACAAGAGUAGGGUCUGAAACAGUUGUUCCGAGGUUAGAAGGUGAAGUUCAAGGAGGAAAGACUAUUGGUUACAUAUACUCAGGAUCAACCCCAGUUGGAAUUUUCUCUCUAUCUGAUGCUUGUCGAUCAGGGGUUCAGGAGGCAAUAUGGCAGCUAAAGUUGAUGGGAAUCAAAACCGCAAUGCUCACCGGAGAUUGCCAAUCAGCUGCGAUGCAAGCACAGGAACAGUUAGGUAAUGUCCUUGAGGUAGUCCAUGCAGAACUUUUACCGGAGGGAAAGGUAAAAAUCAUCUCAGAAUUUAAAAGAGAAGGCCCAACAGCCAUGCUAGGAGAUGGUAUCAAUGAUGCGCCGGCAUUAGCUUUGGCUGAUAUCGGAAUAUCAAUGGGAAUUUCAGGUUCGGCAUUAGCAACCGAAACUGGGGACAUCAUUCUUAUGUCGAAUGACCUCAGAAAAAUCCCAGAAGCAAUUAAGCUUGCGAGAAAAUCUAGAAGGAAGGUGAUAGAGAACAUUAUAUUGUCCGUGAUCACUAAGGUUGCAAUCCUUGCCUUGGCAAUUGCUGGUCACCCAAUUGUUUGGGCAGCAGUUCUUGCUGAUGUUGGAACAUGUCUGGCGGUAAUCUUAAACAGCAUGUUACUUUUGCGAAAAAAACACAAGCAUGGAGGACAAAGUUGUAAAUCGUCAACUCAUCAUAACCACAAAAAUGGUUGUGGUGACACUAACAGUGGAUCCUCUCAUCAUCAUCAUCAUCAUCAACAUCAUCAUCAGCAUCAGCAUCAACAUCAACGUCAUAGCCAUAAGCAUUGUUGCUCAGAAAAGGCUGAGCCCCAGAAGUGUGCCUCCCAGUCAUGUUCCUCAAAGAAUCCACCCUGCACUUCAAAUCCAAGUUUAAGUGGAAAUGUUGAUCAUCUCAAAAACAUGGAGAAUCAUGAUCAAUGUAAAGGAAGCGAUGAAUUACAUGAAUCAGAUCACUGUCAUCAUGGAAAAUGUGACAAGAGUCAAGAUGUAGUCCAGAAGCAUGAUAUUGAAAACAAGUGUUGUUCAGAUUCACACAAUGUGGCUCUAAAUGCCGAAGAUACCGGUGCGGCAUCAGUACACAGUCAUGGCAAUUGUUUGGCACAUAAGUCACAUGGGGAAAAACACUGCCACAACCAAAAUAUUGACAUGAUUACACAUGAUAGCACUUCACUUGGUUCUCCAUGUCAUAUCCAUUCCUGUGAUGAAAAAGAAAGCCAACAAUUUAUUAAGCAUUGCCACUCGAACCAUGGUUGUGAAAAUCUACACGACCACGGAACCAUUCAUGACAUUCAUCAUAAAAAAUCAGGUUGUCAUUCUGAUUUUAAGGAGCACGAGACAGAUGAAAUAUCCAUCGACAUCAUAACUGAGCACGUUGAAUCAGCUCCGAAGCACGGUUGUUCAAGUUUGGAAGACAAACAAAAAGAUUCCUGUAAAGACUGCUCCAAACCAUGUGAGAUUUUACCUGUUGAGUGUGGUGGCUGUGAGGUUUUGAAUGAGAAAGAAGUUAGUUCAUGUUGCAAGAAUGAGUGUUCUUCAAAGGAAUCGAUCGAAACAUCAAUUAUGCAUGCUUGUAUUAGUUUCGACAAAAGAGAAGUUGCUGGAUGUUGCAAGAGUUACAUGAAGGAAUGCUGUGGCAGGCAUGGACAUCCAGGAGCUGGUAGUUUUGUAGGAGGUUUAUCAGAAAUAGUUACAGAAUAGGUGUAGCUGACUCCAACAACCAAAAGCAACAUAGUCGGCAAUCUUGUUUGUGAAAAAUGCAAAUGAAUGUUUAGCAGAUUAUCUUGAUAUAUGGAAUAACAAAAAUGUAAAGCUUUAAAUCAAUAACUGUAACUGGUUAUAUUAUAUAGGCAACAUCUUGCUUGAUCUUGCUA
Molecule: messenger RNA, 3809 nt
Organism: Trifolium pratense (red clover)
Lineage: Eukaryota; Viridiplantae; Streptophyta; Magnoliopsida; Fabales; Fabaceae
Product: putative inactive cadmium/zinc-transporting ATPase HMA3
Exons: 10
Coding region: 457-3636 (1059 amino acids)
Biological process (GO): monoatomic cation transport
Cellular component (GO): membrane
Molecular function (GO): ATP binding; metal ion binding; ATP hydrolysis activity
Source: RefSeq, a predicted model, not a curated record